AUGCGCCUAAUAAACCUCCUCAUUGCAUCUGCAACAUGCACUUCUGCGUAUAGGAGUGCGCACGAAAAAGUAGCUCCAUUUCUUCAACGAAAAAUUAUUCCAAUUGCUCAAGACAGAUCAUCUCGCAAGAUCACAACCAAAUAUCUUGAUGAGGAUACAUCUAAAUUUCUCGUCAAUGGCAGUGCGCUUCCUGAAUUUACCUUUGACAUCGGUGAAAGCUAUGCCGGGUCCAUUCCCAUUUCUACUGAUAUCAAUGAUUCAAAUCAGUUGUGGUUCUGGUUUUUUCCCUCAACAAAUCCUUUAGCAGAAAGGGAGGUGACUAUCUGGCUUAAUGGGGGGCCUGGAUGCAGCUCAUUGAAUGGGUUGAUUCAAGAAAACGGGCCCUUUCUCUGGCAGUCUGGAACUUAUCAGCCGAUUCUAAACCCUUACAGCUGGACCAAUCUUACCAAUGUUAUCUACAUUGAUCAGCCAGUCAGCACCGGCUUCUCAAGUGGAAAUAUUACAGUCGAAAAUGAAAAUGAUGUUUCAACACAUUUCCUUGCAUUCUGGAAGAACUUUGUUUCAAAGUUCAAGAUGGAAGGCUACGAAGUUUACAUCACAGGUGAAAAGAGCUGGUGCUAUCUGAUAAAGCUAACUGUAACAGCUCAGCUAUGCUCGACGCUAACGACACGACAUACUACAAUGUUAAAGGCAUACAGAUCAAUGAUCCUUCAAUCAACGAUAACGAUGUUUUGA
Blumeria graminis f. sp. triticale is the source of this 735-nucleotide messenger RNA. The record is from the annotation of a GenBank genome assembly. NCBI's taxonomy places the organism in Eukaryota, Fungi, Ascomycota, Leotiomycetes, Helotiales, Erysiphaceae.